Kluyveromyces lactis is the source of this 1026-nucleotide messenger RNA. It is a transcript of the gene OCA4, whose product is annotated as Oca4p. The transcript has a single exon. Gene Ontology annotation, molecular function: phosphatase activity. The coding region runs from base 1 to 1026 and encodes 341 amino acids. The record is from RefSeq and is a predicted model, not a curated record. Lineage: Eukaryota; Fungi; Ascomycota; Saccharomycetes; Saccharomycetales; Saccharomycetaceae.
AUGUUAGUUCCUCCAGCGAAUUUCGGGAUUCCCGAGGAAGGUAUCUAUCGAUGCAGUAAACUUGAGACCAUUAACCUAUCAUUUUUGGAGACUUUGAAUUUAAAUACGAUCAUAUUCAUCGGUGGUCAAAUCCCGAGUAAUUUCUUCAAAGAGUUCUUCGCCACUAACGGCAUAGAUUACUUUGUCAUUAAGACCUCUGGUGAUUCGAGUUCUUUGGUAGCCCCAGAUCACAAAAAGCGUCAAUCUUCUGCGAAUCAUGGUGAGACGAGACGGAAGAGUCUUUGUGAUAACUGUCACUACAGUUACACACUCACGGACCAAGACGAUUUGAUGCUAAUCAAGAGUCAGAGCAUCCGGCGAAUAUUCCGGAUACUGUUAGAUGUCUCGUACCAUAACGUAUUGUUAGUGGAUAAGACGUCCGCUGUGAUUGGAAUAUUGAGAAAGAUUCAGAAAUGGGAACUAUCCUCGAUAAUCAGCGAGUACAGGCUAUUCACAGGGAAGAACAAGAACUACUUUGCAGAGACGUUUUUGGAAUUGAUAGAUAUACGGCUAAUACAAGAAGAAGAGCAACCAAACCAGCAGGAAUCCCACGAUACAGAUUCUUCCACCGUGACUUCCCGGAUGGAUAAUCUUUCAGUGGAAGAAAAGCAACAGCAAGAACAGCAACAAAUACAAACUGUGCAAGAAUCUGAUCUAUCCAUGCCUCCGGAGUUACCUCAGCACAUGAUGAGCAUGAUCCAUACGAUGGAACUGAAACCAGAAGAGGAUGCAAAGGAACAUGAGCUUCCGAUAAAACACUCCAGGUCUGCAUUAGGCAUUUUCGGAAACAGAUAUCGUUUGGCAUUCAACAAGAGAGAACGCAAUGAGUACACCUACUAUCAGGCAUCGAACGUUAAAAACGCAUUUUCAAUCGGAGUCCCCACUGAAGAGGCAUUGCCGAACUGGUUCAAGUUCCAAAGAGACAUUUGGGAUCAACAGCAUGCCGUUGAAGAACACAAUCACUACAAAGAGAGUAUAUUUAUAUGA